AUGUCCACAUGCAAAAAGCUAACACGCUGGCAAACUACAAAGCAGCCCUCUUCUUUCCACCCUCUCUUUGCACAAGUUGACAAGGGAGGGUGCGGUGAACUACAAAGAGAACCGCUCCCUAAGGCAACACAUUUUAGUGAGAACUAUUUCACAGUCAAAGGUGCAGCCCUUAUCUUACCACAGAGUGACUGUUCUCAAAGGUCUUCUCGCAACAAUGGAGGUGAUAUACAGCAACAUCUUCAGCAAAUGUUCUAUCUGCUCCGGCCAGAGGAUACAAUCAAAGUGGCCGUUAAGUUGGAAAGCUGUUACCAAGAUCGGAAAAUCUGGCGCUACAUGGCAGUUGUCUGCUGCAAUGGAAACCAAGACACAGAGGAAUCAAUCAUCUUGGGUCUGGACCUCAAGGAGAAAGAAGCCACCAUUGGCCUUGUGUUGGCGAUAUGGGCUAACACAAAAAUCACUCUGGAUGGUGAUGGAGGCUUUAGUGUGAAUUCUGAAGGAGCCGAUUAUCUAUUCAAACCUGUCUCAGUCCAGGCAAUGUGGUCUGCUCUGCAAAGUUUACACAAAGUCAUCAACACAGCCAACUUAAACAAUUACAUUCCAAAAGGCCUCACUCACACGUGGGUCGAAUUUUACAAGGCAAAGAUCAAUUCUGAUGUAUCUUGCAUCAAAGAAUGGAAUUUGAUGGAAGAUAUUGAAUCGUAUGCUGCUGAUUCUCCUUAUUCUUCUGAAAAACAAGAGCUUGAGACUGAUGGUAUGAAAAAUAGAAUUAGUAUAAAACUCAGAGAACUGAUGAUGUCGAUGGAUCUCGAAGAAACCACUAGUAAAGAGUUACGAAAUUCUCUUGAGGCUUCUCUUAAUAUGUCUCUAAUUGAGUAUAAAAGCUAUAUAGAUCAAGAGAUGAUGCGGAUUCUGGGCCAGAUGGAUGCUCCUUCCAAAAUUUUUCCCUAUCUUUAUCUUGGCUCAGAAUGGAAUGCUUCAAAUUAUGAUGAACUGGAAGAAAAUGGAGUCAAGUACAUCCUGAAUGUCUCAAGGGAGAUAGACAAUUUUUUUCCUGAAAAAUACCACUACAUGAACGUUCGAGAAUUUGAUAAUGAACAAUCUGAUCUCAUGAAACACUGGAAACGAACUUAUGAGUUUAUUAAAAAAGUCAAGGAAAAUAAUGGUAAAGUUUUAGUUCACUGUAAGAUGGGCAUCAGCCGAUCAGCCUCAACAGUUAUUGCCUUUAAGAUGAAGGAAGAUGGCUGCUCAUUCCAGGAGGCUUUUAAUUUUGUUAAAAACAAACGCAAUGUCAUCCGCCCAAACAAAGCAUUCAUAGCCCAACUUGAGGAAUACCAUGGAAUUCUUACUGCUAGUCGGAAGCGAUAUCUGUUUGGUUCCAAGUCCAGCAGUGAAGAAGUCGAUAUGGAAAAUGGAUCUGGACUCUGCCAGUUGGGAAAUGAAGCUCGAAGCCUCAGUAGUAUAACAUACUAUGAACAAAAGGAUGAUCCACGUUUUCUCCCCAUUGAUGAUGACAACAGCUUUGCCCUUGAUUAUACUGACAUCUUCAGUGACAAAGAUGAUCAUGUAGACAUUUUAGAACCUAGCCAGCCUCGUGUACGUGCAUACACUUAUGAUAAUUCAAGUAGUUUACCAUCAAAAUUUAAGGCUGAUGACAGUUGGAUUACCUUGCCACAGUCAGUUGCAUCUGCAACUAUAUUGCAAGCCAAGAAACAAGACCAGGGUCUCAAGAAUGACACAAAUGAGAAACUGGAACCUUGUGGCUUGGUUGCAACAGCGUCAGUCACAAAUGAGAUGAAGUCUGCUACAACCACUGCUGCUCCCACGAAACCCGUGGCGUCAACAGCUAGCCCACAACUUUCAAGAAAGGAAGAGUUAAGUCAUAUGUUACCGUCUGCUCCAUAUACAAAAACUCCAGGAGUUUCUUCUACUACAGAAAUGAGACAUCUUGACAUGACUGAUGGUUCUUUGAAAACUCCUGCAAGUACAUCAAAAAUGUCCGGUGAUGGUUCCAAAAUAUCCGCUUCCUCUGUCUCUGUAACUGUUUCUUCUGACAACAAAGAAACUGUAGAGGAAGGCAAAAUCCAAGCAAUGGUACCUUAUGAAUGUGGCCAGAAUAACAACAACAACAAUAAUAAUAAUAAUAAUGAUGAAGCUGUCAGUGAGUGCAUGCCAACACGGUUUGCUAAAGAUGAUAUUCCUUGGAACCCAGGGAACGUUCGAAAGCAGCGUGAGAAGAUGGAAGAACAAAUUAAGAGUGGCACAAAGGAUGAAACGGUGACUGAAGAUGAUGGAGCUGCAUGGGAGGCAUUAAAGAAUGACAAGGAAAUGCCCAUUUCUGACUAUCAUUCCCAACCUGAACAAGUGCAGGCUCCAUCUGCCUCUUUUUCUGUGAUGCAUUCCUCCCCACAAAAGUUAAAGACCUCCCACAGCUUCUCCUCUUUUCCUGUUAGUGGUGACGAGGCACAAAACACCCCUGCUGGUGGGGGUUCAGUUUGUGAUGCUGCCACUGUUGCAGAGCGUCCUCAGAGUGUCUGCUUUAUGCCUUCUGGCAAGGACAUGUCAGCUACUCUUGCAGGGACACAGAAAGACUCUUUAGUUUCUGUCCAAGAACCAUUGUUCGAUUCCAUGCUGCCCUCGGUGUACAAGAUGGAGGACAUUGAUCUUCCAGCUGGGAUUGUCCGAAGAACAACUAAAGAAUUGGAAGAAAAACACAGGUCAUGUGACCAUGAACUGACCACUGUGGGUCUCUCCCAUGAAGACAAGAAACCCCAACCAGUACAAAGGUCAUCCAGUCUAGGCUCAGAACGUGACCGACCACGGCUGGAAAGGACGAAACGGCGGAAGACAUGCACCCCUAUUUUGUCACCAGGGAAUUUUGAGUCAUCUGAGUUUCCUUUUUAUGAUCAUUCAGCUUCAUUAGAUUGUGCAGAUUUGGACCCUGAUGUAGGGCAGGACUCCAAACUGCAUCCCCCUUUGUGCUCUGCUGCUAGUAUGGAGGACCACCUGUUGUCAUCUUAUACUGAGGACAGCCAGGUUAAGGAUAUUAUGGUCUACCGUUAUGGCGCUGAACAAGUUGAGAUUACAGGAGGUAGUGUUCGCAGAAGAAUGAAAGGUGAGAGAUUUUUGGCAGGGGGGAUUGAAUUUCAUUAUUACAUCUUUUCCUUUCUUUCUUUCUUUCUUUCGUGUUAUUUUUUCACCUCUGUCCUGCAAUGUCCCACCUGGUAUGUGCCAUUUCACUCUUACUCUUCCAUUACCUCCUUCUCUCUCUUCACUUCUCUUCAUCUACUUCAUUUCUUUCUUUUCCUUUUUUCUUUUUUAGUUCUUUUCUCCUCUUUUUCUUUUUUCUGUUUCCACUUUUUGUUUACUUUUUCCUCUUCUCCUUUUCUACACAGAUUUGACAAAGACACAGAAGAUGUUGCUUGUCUAUCGGAAAGCUCAAAACAAGGCACCCUGAAUUCCGUCUUGGGACAUGCAACUUCCUCAAAGACCACAGCACCCCCAUCUACACCUCCAAUAACCACGAUUACCACAGUGUCCACUGCCAAUGUCACAAUGACUACUGCUAGCAAAUCUUCAACAUGUGUUAGUCCCAAAAAUACUGCUAGGAUAUCAGCGGCUGUCACCACUACUACCCCAAGCAGCACUGUGCAGAUGACUCCCAAAACCUUAAGAAAACAGGAGGAAUUGAAAGGAGCUUGCAGCAAAUCCGUCGCUCAGAAAACGGUGAAAGACUCUGACAAAGAUUACGAGUCCACCCUUUCAAAGGCUGCUUCAGUGACCAUGCCUUCAAAGAUUGAAAAAGAAAAGGUCAGCAAAGAUCAAGUGCCCACCGUUAGUGUUAAUAUGUCAUCAGUGUUAUCAUCAUCAGAAGAGCCAUCCAUCUUGUCUGGAUGUGUGACAAAAAUGACACAGCAGAUAGAGCAGAUGUCCAAGGAGGUGCCAAACCAUGCAAAUGCAGUCAAAGAUCCGGCUUCCUCAAAAAGUCACCUUUUUCAACUGGCUGCCAUAUCCAGUGCACUUGAUUCUCCAUUCUCUUGCCAUCUUUCAGCUUCAGGAACCGUUCAAGAGAAUGAAAGCUUUGCAAAAGAAUCUGAGUGCAGUGCAGUUGCCAGUAAAGACCUCAGAUUGAAAAAACCUCACAGAGUUGAUGAAAGCACUGCAGUACCCUUUGAGUUUGAAAAAACACAGCUUCUGAAAGCUAAAAGCUUAGAUGAAUCGAUUCUUGCUUUGCCAUUGGAGGUGACAGACAUUGCUCACAGCGAUGGCAAAAUUGUUCGACACCUUGUUGGAAAAUUUGACCCAAAUCUCGUCAAGGAAUUGGACAAUGAUGCUGUGCCAGCAAAAUUGAGAGAUGACUCUAUGUCAGCUGUCUCUUCGACUGGUGAUGGCCUCCAGCCAAAGAUGUCUGAAGUUGUAAGCCAGAGUACAUUAGGUUCUCCAUUUUAUGCCUCCCCCAGCAAAACAGUACCGCCCGUGGAGACAAAAUCUGUUCCUCCCUGUUCUUCUUCACAAGUACUUCCAAACACUUUUGGUGCUAUAAACAGUCCUCGUUCAUCAACAAAAAAUCUUUCCAGUAUUGGAAAAUCAAAACCUCUUGUGUCAACUUCCUUGGUGUCUACAUCUCACAACUUAACCCAUUCCCCUGCUGCCACGUCUUUCUCCGUCACCUCUUCCAUAACUACAACUGCAGCAGUAGCUUCCGUUGCCAUGACUACAACAUCCAUCACUACUGCUACUUCCUCUACUGCCACUACUACUAUUACUACUGCUACCACCACUGCCAACAUUUCGGCUGCAACCACCAAGAGUGCAACCCAAACAGGUCCUGUAAAUACUCAGUUGACAAAUGUCCAAAGUGUCCAGUGGUGGCCACAAAACAUGCAGUGCAGGACUGGGUUGACUGAACAAGCUCCCUGUCCCAACUUGACGCCAACGACUUCAACAUCUGUAACGUCCACAUCUGCCUCCCCUGCAGCUACCCACAAUGUCCCAAUCUCUGCUGCUGCUGCUGCUGCUGCUACUACUUCCUCAUCUACCUCCCUGACUUGGAGGGCCCCUUUUAUGUCGGAUUCGCGUGCCUUUUUGCAGGAGGGGCGCAAGUGUUCUCGACUUCCUCGUUCUCUGUCUCUCAGUGUUCUCGACUUCCUCUCUCUCUGUCUCUCAGUGUUCUCGACUGCCUCUCUCUCAGUGUUCUCUACUGCCUCUCUCUCUGUCUCUCAGUGUUCUCUACUGCCUGUCUCUCAGUGUUCUCGACUGCCUCUCUCUCUGUCUCUCAGUGUUCUCUACUGCCUGUCUCUCAGUGUUCUCGACUGCCUCUCUCUCUGUCUCAGUGUUCUCGACUGCCCUCUCUCUCUGUCUCUCAGUGUUCUCGACUGCCUCUCUCUCUGUCUCUCAGUGUUCUCGACUGCCUCUCUCUCUGUCUCUCUCUCAGUGUUCUCGACUUCCUCUCUCUCUGUCUCUCAGUGUUCUCGACUGCCUCUCUCUCUGUCUCUCAGUGUUCUCGACUGCCUCUCUCUCUGUCUCUCAGUGUUCUCGACUGCCUCUCUCUCUGUCUCUCAGUGUUCUCUGUCUCUCACUGCCUCUCUCUCUGUCUCUCAGUGUUCUCGACUGCCUCUCUCUCUGUCUCUCAGUGUUCUCGACUGCCUCUCUCUCUGUCUCUCAGUGUUCUCGACUGCCUCUCUCUCUGUCUCUCAGUGUUCUCGACUGCCUCUCUCUCUGUCUCUCAGUGUUCUCGACUGCCUCUCUCUCUGUCUCUCAGUGUUCUCGACUGCCUCUCUCUCUGUCUCUCUAACCCUUUCACUUCCUCCUACUGGCCUCAAAUCUUUUCCUUCCUCCUACUUCCUUCCUGCCCUCAGCUCUUUUCCUUCCUUCCUGCCCUCGGCUCUUUUCCUUCCUUCCUGCCCUCGGCUCUUUUCCUUCCUCCCUGCCCUCGGCUCCUUUCCUUCCUCCCUGCCCUCGGCUCCUUUCCUUCCUCCCUGUCCUCGGCUCCUUUCCUUCCUCCCUGUCCUCGGCUCCUUUCCUUCCUCCCUGUCCUCGGCUCCUUUCCUUCCUCCCUGUCCUCGGCUCCUUUCCUUCCUCCCUGUCCUCGGCUCCUUUCCUUCCUCCCUGUCCUCGGCUCCUUUCCUUCCUCCCUGUCCUCGGCUCCUUUCCUUCCUCCCUGUCCUCGGCUCCUUUCCUUCCUCCCUGUCCUCGGCUCUUUUCCUUCAUCCCACUUCCUUCUUGUCCCUGGCUCUUUUUCUUUCCUCCCUGUCCUUGGCUUUCUUCAUUCAUCCCACUUCCUUCCUGGCCUUGGCUCUUUUCCUUCUUUCCAUUUCUUUCUCUAUUCUCUUCUCUAUCAUAUGA
Molecule: messenger RNA, 6342 nt
Organism: Acanthosepion pharaonis
Lineage: Eukaryota; Metazoa; Mollusca; Cephalopoda; Sepiida; Sepiidae
Source: the annotation of a GenBank genome assembly